Messenger RNA from Eruca vesicaria subsp. sativa (arugula), 1015 nucleotides. The record is from the annotation of a GenBank genome assembly. Lineage: Eukaryota; Viridiplantae; Streptophyta; Magnoliopsida; Brassicales; Brassicaceae.
AUGAUAGGUUUAGAGAGUACGUCCAAGAACUCGGCUACUAACUCAGUGAGUCAAGAAAGCAAGAAAGAGAAGACGAGCCCGGUUAGAGACUCCGGUAAGCAUCCGGUUUACCGAGGUGUCCGAAAGAGGAACUGGGGAAAAUGGGUGUCGGAGAUAAGAGAGCCGAGGAAGAAAUCUCGUAUAUGGCUAGGAACGUUUCCUUCCCCGGAGAUGGCGGCGCGUGCACACGACGUAGCUGCUCUGAGCAUCAAAGGAGCCUCGGCGAUACUUAACUUCCCUGAACUUGCCGGCUCUUUCCCACGUCCAAGCUCUCUCAGCCCUCGAGACAUUCAAGCCGCAGCUCUCAAAGCGGCACACAUGGAGAUCAUCAUUACCACCUCGCAGUCUUCUUCUAUUUCUUCUUCAUCUUUUGAGUUUUCUUCCUCGCAGUCUUCUUCUUCACUGGAGUCUCUGGUGUCUUCUUCAGGGACUGGCUCUGAGGAGCUAGGGGAGAUUGUUGAGCUACCGAGUUUAGGAUCGAGCUAUGAUGGCUCAACUCAGCUAAGUAACGAGUUCAUUUUCUCUGACUCGGCAGACUUUUGGGCUUAUCCACCUCAUCAGUUGUUAGAAGGUGAUUAUGAGAUGAUUCCUGGCUCAUUUUCACAGGAUUGGGAUCUUCCAGGACUGUUUAAUUAUUGAGUUAUAAUCAUAUGAAAAAAAAUCUACUUGUAUUGAUGUGUUAACUACGUUUUAGUGAACCCUAUAUUUUGUGGUGGGGUGAGUUUAGGGUUAAUUGUCUUUGAUUCUCUUUUCUCAAUGUGCGUGUUUGUUUGUGAGUGUGUGUGUGAUAGAGAGAGAGAGAGUGUGUUCCAUAUAUGAAUACUUGUACAUAACUUUCGUUUUUUUUUAAGUCAGUGUGGAAUUUUGUAAAAUAAAUAAUAUUGGACUAUUAGCCAAUGGAAGACAUGACCAUUCUAUAUGAGUGCAUGUGGUUGAUUCGAGAUGAUCAUUAUUCCUUUUCUCUAAUGAAAAUUAA